This is a messenger RNA of Nelumbo nucifera (sacred lotus), 1064 nucleotides long. RefSeq names its product Peroxisomal membrane 22 kDa (Mpv17/PMP22) family protein. The record is from RefSeq and is a predicted model, not a curated record. Gene Ontology annotation, cellular component: membrane; cytoplasm. NCBI's taxonomy places the organism in Eukaryota, Viridiplantae, Streptophyta, Magnoliopsida, Proteales, Nelumbonaceae.
AUUCGGUCUCGGUUGGGAGAGCAUUGAGCCUGUAGCUGUGAAGAACUGAUAUAUACACCUCCACGGAGAGGUGGAUGGUCACAGCCCCCGUGUCAUGGCGCGAUCAUAAAGAGGGCAUAGACAUCGGAAUCUCUCUCUCUCUCUCUCUCUCUCUCUCCCUCUAUAAUCUAUUCCAGGAUCUUGCUGUCCUCCUCGCUUGUAUUUGAACAUCACUGUGCUGCCCAAAUACAUUGGUUUUCUCGUAUGAUGUUUAGGUUGUGGAAAUGGUAUCAGAAAUGCUUGGCUGUUCAUCCAGUUAAGACGCAGAUCGUCAGCUCGGGGUUUCUCUGGGGAGUUGGAGAUGUUGCUGCCCAGACCGUUACUCACUACUCUACAAGGAAAAAAAAUCGCCUGAACUAUACAGAUACAGAUGAAGAAUUCAAGAUCAAUUGGAGAAGAGUGGCUAUCACAAGCAUGUUUGGGUUUGGAUUUGUUGGACCAGUUGGCCAUUUCUGGUAUGAGGGCUUAGACAGAUUCAUAAGGAUGCAACUUCAUCUACAACCAAGAUCACCACGGUUUGUUGCUACAAAAGUGGCAAUGGAUUCCUUAAUUUUUGGACCCCUGGAUCUGUUCAUAUUUUUCACUUAUAUUGGUUUCUCAACUGGCAAGAGUGUUGCUCAGGUGAAAGAAGAUGUAAAGCGGGAUUUCCUUCCGGCCUUGAUUUUGGAGGGAGGGAUAUGGCCAGUCCUUCAAGUUGCAAAUUUCCGUUUUGUUCCAGUGAGGUACCAACUCCUCUAUGUGAACGUCUUCUGCUUGUUGGAUAGUACCUUUUUAUCAUGGAUUGAACAGCAAGAGGAUGCUCCUUGGAAACAGUGGUUUACAUCUUUCCUAGCUUUGGAAGAACGAGAAAGCUAGCAUUGAUCAUUUGUUAUAAUCCUUACUGUAUCCCUCUCCCUCAAGUGAAUUGCAAUUCAUAUUUCCUGUCAAGAUUAUUCAUGUAAAGUUGACAGAAGACCCUGAAUGCCAACAUUGGUUUUUAGAGUUGGGGUUCAUGGAAUUUGAUUCAAAGUGUCUUCAAGCCUUUA